This is a messenger RNA of Triplophysa dalaica, 4149 nucleotides long. RefSeq names its product ethanolamine kinase 2 (gene etnk2). Gene Ontology annotation, biological process: phosphatidylethanolamine biosynthetic process. The transcript has 8 exons. Gene Ontology annotation, cellular component: cytoplasm. The record is from RefSeq and is a predicted model, not a curated record. The coding region runs from base 180 to 1295 and encodes 371 amino acids. NCBI's taxonomy places the organism in Eukaryota, Metazoa, Chordata, Actinopteri, Cypriniformes, Nemacheilidae. Gene Ontology annotation, molecular function: ethanolamine kinase activity.
GGGCGGGGCCUCGUGAAGGAAGACGCGCCGCGAUGACAGAACCCAGCAGUACCGGCAUAUGAGCGAUUUCUCUCCGCUCCACACGCAUCAAACCAGGACGUUUAGUGCGUAAUCCGAGUCAAAUCCUCCACCUCUCCAGACACGUUUAUUAAAGAAUACUCACAUAUCCAGAAACUUUCAUGUCGGGCAUUCACAGGCAAAAGAAUUAUAUGAUGGAGACUGAGAUCCACGUGCCGGUUGGUUCGCCGACGAUCAAGAAAUAUCCGAUAUUCGUGGACGAGCAUAAUGUGACGGAAGGAGCGAUGAAGCUUAUCAAAGAGCUCCGACCGGGCUGGGACCCGACUCUGGUCCAGACCAAGCUAUUCACCGACGGCACUACCAACAAACUGAUGGGUUGUUACAUGGAGGAACACCCCGAUGACGUGGUGCUGGUGAGGGUCUACGGCAACAAGACAGAGCUGUUUGUGGACCGAGACAACGAGCUCAAGAGCUUCCAGGUUCUGCACGCCAACGGAUGCGCGCCCAGUCUGUACUGCUCCUUCCAGAACGGCAUCUGUUACGAGUUCAUGCAAGGACGUGCUCUCGAUACUCAAGACGUCAGGGACCCUGUGUUACUCAGACUGAUCGCCCGAGAAAUGGCCCGCAUUCACGCCAUCCACGCCCACAACGGCUGCAUCCCAAAACCCAACCUGUGGAUCAAAAUGCGCAAGUACUUCUCGCUAGUCGCCACAGAGUUCACCGACCAAGCUUCUAACAUCAGAAUUCAACAGGAAGUGCCCAGUCAGGAAGUGCUGGAACAGGAAAUGACUUGGAUGAAGGAACACCUGUCACAGCUGGUCUCUCCUGUGGUGCUCUCUCACAACGACCUGCUCUGUAAAAACAUCAUUCAUAACGCUAAGGAAGGUCACGUUCGGUUCAUCGACUAUGAAUACUCAAGUUACAACUACCAAGCGUUUGACAUUGGAAAUCAUUUCAACGAAUUUGCAGGCAUGAGUGAACCAGACUAUAAUCUGUAUCCCAACCUGGAGAUGCAGUUGGACUGGCUGCACACGUACCUGCAGGCCUACAAGCUCUUUACCAAAAAAGGUGAAGACGUCACCCAGCGGGAACUGGAGACGCUGUACGUGCAGGUCAACAAAUUUGCUCUGGCCUCACAUUUCUUCUGGGGUUUCUGGGCCCUGAUCCAGGCCAAGUACUCCACCAUCGACUUUGACUUCCUCGGGUAUGCUGUGCUACGUUUCAAUCAAUACUUCAAGACCAAACCUGCAGUAAUGGCUCUGGAGAUUCCCAAAUGAGAAGAUAUGACUGAGAGGACAGUGAUUGUCAUGGAAUCGAAGGCCUUUCAGAUGGGGGUACCACACGGGCAGGUUCUAGGAGGCCUCUUACAUCUGACUGAGAAUUGAUUUGCCACGUCUCGGUUCCACAAAUUCUUUUUUUCCUAAACACGCAACGCACCUUUCCAGACUCCACUUCUAGUUUCUCAUCCAAUAUGUUUAAUUUAGUUUAUUUAUUGUUUUUGAGCACUUGUUUGCACCAGUUCGUUCUUUGGUACUUCUUGUUUCAAGGUUUCAGAGACAUUUCCGAGUGAUUUGCAGUGCAGGAAUGACACUUUGGUUCACACAAGAUACAUACAGGCUGCUCUUUCUGUCCUGCUGUGGCUUUAUAACUCUCGUGUCAAACUGAUGAGAUUUGCUGUUGUCUUUUUCUGUAAUGACGGAUACUCGAAAAACCCCAAAAGCUGCUAGCCAAAAGUGUGCUUUCAAAACGAUUCACCCCGCAGUUUUGGAUUGACUGAAGGCUAGACAGUUACCGAGGUCAAACUCCCUCAUAACCUGUUGUUAAGUCACUUUAACCGAAUGCCAAGUAACCAAGUAACCACUCCACUUUACUUCAGACAUUCCCAAGAAGUCAGGACCACAGAGCCCUCGCGUCUCCAGGACCACGUUUCCACCUCUUUAGCUUUUAUGGCCGUGAGAAGUUCUGUUGAAUUUUCCACUCGUCACAGGCUGUGGAAUAUGACCACCUGCUCCCCGCCCUCCACCUCCUAAAUGUGUGUUUGCAUCACCUGGCAGAGAGCUCGAAAAUCAUUCUGAAUGUCAAAAUCCCCCUCGUUCGCCAAUGGACUGGUUAUACUAAAAACCAAGGGGAGGAAGUUUAUGUAACAGUGAUGCGUAGUUUGAUUCAGGUCACCAUCUGUGAGCACACAAUGUCCUGCGGCAGAAAGAUAACUGUAUUUAACUUAAAAUAUGAAUUGCCAUCAGGCUGGAGGAAAUCUAAUGUCAGGUUAGGGAUCGUGUGAUGGAGUUCUCGACUGAAUUCAGCAAGGUAUUACAUCGCGUUAGUAUGCAAUGUAUCUCCAAUAGACUGGAUAUGAUUUCAUAAAACACUUUAUUUAAAAUGUGAUUGAAGCUCUUUUGUUUUGUACUUUAUUCUAUUGUUAUAGAAUAAUUUGUUUAUUUUCGAGUCCAACAUUCCAGUAGAAAUAAAAAAGCACAAAGGUCACAAACCACUUAAGUAAUAUUAGACAUGUGCGUUUAGAAAUGUAUUUGGGUAAAUCACACGAAACCUGUUAAGAAAAUGUAGGUCUCAUUUUCCCCCUCAAAAUGGAAAGAAUCGUUUUUGGAUUAUUUAUUUUUACCGUUUGAAGAUCAAAUAUGUCCAGGACACCUGUUUGUGAGAUGCAGCCAUUUGGAGUCAGCACAUUUAUACUUGAAAAGUGUCUGCGAGCUUUUUCAACCUAAGUGUCCUUUCACUGGCCGGCGUCAUCCGUCCCUGAUCAGUUUAGCGCCAGUGUUUUCAGAACGUCUUGAAACAAAGAUCGAGGUCACGUUGAAUAUCUGAGGCGUGUUUGGCUGUGCGUCAGGCGCAGGUUAAUAAUGAAACGCCUGUGGCGCCGCGGGCAACGAUUGAAACCGUGAGCCCCCUCGACAAAUCCAUGAAUAAUUUUGUAGGUGAUGUUUCUCUAAUGAGUGUGAUGGAUCAGCACUAAAGCUGUUGUGUGUUCCCUGAACUCGGAUCAAAAAAACGGAUGUGCAGUUUAAGGGCAAAUCUCACAAAGUUCAUGUCUCAGAUUUUACCCCAAAAACAAUAAUCGUGUCAGUCUAUGUAUAUACAAACGUACACACUCCAAAUUCAUCGGUGUCAAAGAAAUACUUCCGGGUGCUUUGAUACAGUUAUGGAAUAUAAACUAUACCCUAAUUAAUUAAAUAAAGGUAUUUUGUUGUUUUUUAGGCUUAAUAUGAGCUGAGCCUGUUCUUGAGGGUGUUUAAGGUUCAGACUUUAGUUUUGCCUGUGACAUGACAAAGCUGACGUUCAGGAUAACUGUUGGUAACAAAAAACACAUUUUAUACAUGCAUGAAGGACAACAUGGAUAACAUGUUGAUAAAAGUGCAAUGGCAGGAUUUCUAUGUUGGUGUAGAAAUGUAAAAUGUCCUCCGAAAACAGCGAGAAACCUACUUUCUGUUUGCAAAAUAUGAAGUAGUUUAUCUGUUUCUUUAACUGUUAUCGAUGUGAAGGACUGUUCUAAUGUGAAAGGAAAAUGUUUACACUGUUCCCUUUUUCUUGAAAAAGGUCAUUUCGUUCAACAGGUUGAUUAUUUUGUUCUCGCACGGGAACAGUUUUCCACUUUAAUAUCUGAGCCAACGUUUGGCCACAUCUGUUUAUUCUCUCGGGAAUAAGGGUUUGUGGUGGAACAAUUAUAAUCAAAGCUAGAUUCAGAAAACCCACUACUGUAAAUGACAUAUGAAUAACUCUAUGACCUUGUAAAAGUCCUUUUAUUCACAUCUGCGCUUUAAAGGACUGUUGAGUGAGUUGGGAUUUUGUUGUUAUGUUUGUUCCGAAAACACACCAAACAAGUCGGCUUUACAGCUCGUGCUUUAUUUAAGAUUAAUUCUCUUGUGAAUGUACUGAAGUAAAAUGUACAGAUAAUCUUUCAUUUCUAUCUUUUUGUAUAUUUAACUCAACUGGAAGUGUGAUUGGCAUGUGUGUGUAUUUGCUGUACUCCAGCUACAGUGCAGUGAUUCUUUGAAAAGUUUGUAAAUACUGUGAAAUAUGGUGUAAAAAAAGUACUGUACAAUGUUUUCACUUCAGCUAUGGGGAGAAUAAUUUAAGAUUUGUUCAAACUUUUUUCCAUUAAAAAUAUCAGCGUUC